UCCCCGUCCGGCUGCGGGGCCAGUGGCAGGAGCGCCGCUCACCGCCAGCCGCGGGGGGCGUGGGAUGGGGGCGGCGGGGGAGGGGGGCGCCCGCACUGACUAGAGCCAACCGCGCACUUUCAAAGGGUGUCGGUGCUGCGCUCCCCUCCCGCGGCCCGGGAACUUCAAAGCGGCCCCUGCUGCCCCGGCUGCCUCGCUCGGCUCUGGGGCCUCGCACUCCCGGCUCGGCCGCCUGGUGGCGAUGACCUGGGCGCUCCACUCCGCGCUCCGCCAGGCUCUCCUGCUGCUCGCCGCGGCCGCCGAGCUCUCGGCAGGACUGAAGUGUGUAUGCCUUUUGUGUGAUUCUUCAAACUUUACCUGCCAAACAGAAGGAGCAUGUUGGGCAUCAGUCAUGCUAACCAAUGGAAGAGAACAGGUGAUCAAAUCCUGUGUCUCCCUUCCAGAACUGAAUGCUCAAGUCUUCUGUCAUAGUUCCAACAAUAUUACUAAAACUGAAUGCUGCUUUACAGAUUUUUGCAACAACAUAACACUGCACCUUCCAACAGCAUCACCAAAUGCCCCAAAACUUGGACCCAUGGAGCUGGCCGUCAUUAUUACUGUGCCUGUUUGCCUCCUGUCCAUAGCUGUGAUGCUGACAAUAUGGGCAUGCCAGGGUCGACAGUGCUCCUACAGGAAGAAAAAGAGACCGAAUGUGGAGGAACCAUUUUCUGAGUGCAAUCUGGUAAAUGCUGGAAAAACCCUAAAAGAUCUGAUUUAUGAUGUGACUGCCUCUGGAUCUGGCUCUGGUCUACCUCUGUUGGUUCAAAGGACAAUUGCAAGGACGAUUGUACUUCAGGAAAUAGUAGGAAAAGGUAGAUUUGGUGAGGUGUGGCAUGGAAGAUGGUGUGGGGAAGAUGUGGCUGUGAAAAUAUUCUCCUCCAGAGAUGAAAGAUCUUGGUUUCGUGAGGCAGAAAUUUACCAGACGGUCAUGCUACGACAUGAAAACAUCCUUGGUUUCAUUGCUGCCGACAACAAAGAUAAUGGAACUUGGACUCAACUUUGGCUGGUAUCUGAAUAUCAUGAACAGGGUUCUUUAUAUGACUAUUUGAAUAGAAACAUAGUGACUGUGGCUGGAAUGAUCAAGCUGGCGCUCUCAAUUGCUAGUGGUCUGGCACACCUUCAUAUGGAGAUUGUUGGUACACAAGGUAAACCUGCUAUUGCUCAUCGAGACAUAAAAUCAAAGAAUAUCUUAGUGAAAAAAUGUGAAACUUGUGCCAUAGCGGACUUAGGGUUGGCUGUGAAGCAUGAUUCAAUACUGAACACUAUUGACAUACCUCAGAAUCCUAAAGUGGGAACCAAGAGGUAUAUGGCUCCUGAAAUGCUUGAUGAUACAAUGAAUGUGAAUAUCUUUGAGUCCUUCAAACGAGCUGACAUCUAUUCUGUUGGUCUGGUUUACUGGGAAAUAGCCCGAAGGUGUUCAGUCAGAGGAAUUGUUGAGGAGUACCAAUUGCCUUAUUAUGACAUGGUGCCUUCAGAUCCCUCUAUAGAGGAAAUGAGAAAGGUUGUCUGUGACCAGAAGUUUCGACCAAGUAUCCCAAACCAGUGGCAAAGUUGUGAAGCACUCCGAGUCAUGGGGAGAAUAAUGCGUGAGUGUUGGUAUGCCAAUGGAGCAGCCCGCCUAACUGCUCUUCGUAUUAAGAAGACUAUAUCUCAACUUUGUGUCAAAGAAGACUGCAAAGCCUAAUGAUGAUAAUUACGUUAAAAAGAAAUCUCUCACGGCUUUCUUUUCCAUUUUCCCCUUCAUGUGAAUGUUUUUGCCAUUUUUUUUUUGUUCUACCUCAAAGAUAAGGCAGUACAGUAUUUAAGUGCCCAUAAGGCAGCAUGAAAAGAUAACUCUAAAGUUAAGCAUGGGUAGGAGUUGACUUCAUCCAAUUUCUAUGUUAUGUUUAAUUUUACUUUGAAAGCAACACCUCAUCUUGUUAUUUAAUAAGAAAGAAAUAUAUUACAAAGGUAUAAAAUAAGCUCUAUAAAAAUAAUAUAGUCACUAAGUUUUUAUUUUACUUGAAAAAAGAGCACAUGAAUGACCAGGAAAAGAUGUAGAAACAUUUUUUUUCUGAGAUGAAGGCAUAUUCAUUAAACAUGUGAACUAGAGCAUGUUAUCUUAAAUAGAAAUUUAGGUUAUGUAAUCUAUGUUUUUCCCCUUUUUAAACUAGCAGGACCUUUUAAAAAUAAAUAUUGCUCUAAAUUUUAAUAUAUCAAACACGUAAAAGUGGAGCUGCUCAGGGGAAGAUGUAAGUGAGGUUGGUGUCCCACGUGCUUGGUCUCCCUUUCUGCUGUUCUCCUGCUCUUCAUAAUCCACUACUGCGGCAGUCACUGAACCACUAAACUUGCUUCUUUCAUUUACAAAAGGGAUACCUGAUAUCCUGAGACACUGAGAAAUGUCCGAAAGUCACACAGCUAAAGGCAGAGCUGGCACUAGGGUCCGAAUCUUGUGAUAAUAAACAUCAUAGAGUUAGCUAGCUUCCUGCUUUCCCCUCAAUUGUCAUAGUACUUUUCUCCCUAUGCAAUAGCUUUUUAUAUUUGUCGUUUAGUCAUGCAGAAGGCAUACUGAGUUAUUUUGCAGAAUCAUAAUGGACCUGCAUGAAAUCUCAGAACCGCAUCUGUUGACAUUUUUUCUCACAGAAGUAUCAUGGUUACCGCACUUGUUAAUGAGUAUUAAUGUUUUCUGAACUCUUCCAAAGAUUAAUCCAACACAAAUAUUCAUUGUCUGAAAAUGUCUUUAAGAUACAACUCAGAGGUCCCAUUUCCUUUGUACAUACACAUUUAGAAAGAAAAGACAGAAUAGGAAGGAGGAAGCAAGGAAAUAUUUUGAGAAGAUUUAAGAAAAGUCUUAAUGAAGUAUAACAACCAAACCCUACAGAGGGUAUCAGAAACUGCAAAUACAUAUUCCUCUACUCUUUCACAAUGAGCGAGUGAGUACAGAAGAAUGCUCAUAAUAGUUUUGCCUUCAUUCUACUUUCUGUGGACACGGAGUAAUGAAUAUUUAAUGGGACAUUACAUAUGCCCUUCAAAUCUAUAAUGCUACUUUGGUAAAGGAGACUUAACAUGGUGUCUUUUAUUCUCCUAAAACAUCUCUCAAACUCCAUUCCUUAGAACAUUCUUCUGCUGAGAUAUGAUCCAAGACCCAAAGUGUUCUUUGAUACUUGCUUAGAAAGUGAUAGUACAUGUUAGCAUAUAAUGUACUUUGAAGAGUGAAGUAAAUGCUACUGAUUACAGUUUUAAAAAACCCAAUAACAGUAAAGAAAUGCUACUUGAAUUUUUUUAAACUGGAUUUUACAGAUUACUUGACCAUGGUGGAAGGAGCCCUUUUACUAAGAGGAGAAGAAACUUUUUUACUAUCCCCACAUUUAAGUGUUCUAUAAAGCAAAGCACAGCUUGGGUAAUAGUGUUCUGAAAGAUAUGCUUCUGUAUUUUCUCAUAGAGUACAAUUUAGUAAUUAUGGUUCAUUUCACUAUGGAAAUAUGUUACUGAAUCCAUUUUCAUUUUACUGAGUUGAAAUAAGGAAGGCAAAAAACCUGAAAGCUAUGGAGUUUGCCGAUACUUCCAUACUCAUUAAUGCACUCAUCCACUUAUUAAUCAUACAGCACCACAUAUCUUGCUUGCCACAAUAUCAGUUAUGAGAGGGAAUAAAAAGAUAGAUAGGUCCUGCCCUCAGGGAUUUUAGAGUCUAAUUUGGGAAUGGGAAUAGGGAUGUGAGUGUGUAGGGGGAGAAAAUAAAUUGACAGAUAAAAUAUGAAGUGGGAUGUCUUGAGUUCUGCUUGACAGUGGGUUUCUAGGAUAGGUCUGAAAAUUGCUUUCAUUUGCAACACAUUUAGAAAGUAUCUUUAUUUGGAUAUUACAGACAAUCUAAAUAUAUCAUCGGUUUUUAAAAGUGCCUAUGUGAAGUGAUUUUUUAAAAGAGCCUAUGUGAAGGGGUAAUCUUGCUUGUUACUAAUUUCUCAUAGAUUGUUUUUCUGCAUAUAUAAGAAUGAAAUUAUUUAUUUACUAUGAUUGUACUCAUCUCAAAUAAACAAGACUGAUAUUCACUGUUUUAUUUACAUUGGAUAAAUAUGCUUAUUGAAUUUUUAAGAGAGGAUGUUUUAACAUCUCCAUUUUUCUUGUCAUUAUGUUUUGUAGCUUAUUUGAGGGUGUCUAAAUAUAAUUUCAUAUUUUAUUGGUUCAA
This is a messenger RNA of Sapajus apella (tufted capuchin), 4201 nucleotides long. RefSeq names its product activin A receptor type 1C (gene ACVR1C). Gene Ontology annotation, molecular function: activin receptor activity, type I; ATP binding. Bases 242 to 1723 code for a protein of 493 amino acids. The transcript has 9 exons. The record is from RefSeq and is a predicted model, not a curated record. Gene Ontology annotation, biological process: protein phosphorylation; activin receptor signaling pathway; cellular response to growth factor stimulus. NCBI's taxonomy places the organism in Eukaryota, Metazoa, Chordata, Mammalia, Primates, Cebidae. Gene Ontology annotation, cellular component: plasma membrane; activin receptor complex.